AUGGAGGCUGCUAUUACAAGUAGAGUCACAGAGCUUCAUGAACUUGAUGAGUUUCAUUACCAUGCUUUUGAGAACACCAGACUGUACAAGGAAAGGAUGAAGAUCAUGCACGAUAAGCAUAUUCAAGAGAGGAUUUUCAAACCCAGAGAUGUCGUGUUGUAUAAUUCAAGAUUGAAAUUAUUUCCGCGUAAGAUGAAAUCUAGAUGGUCGGGACCAUUUAGAGUGGUGCAAGUAUUCUCAAGUGGAGCUGCAGAAAUUGAAUCGAAGGAUGGAAUGAAUAGGUUUAGAGUUAAUGGGCAAAGGUUGAAACAUUACCUUGGCAUGGAGGAGGAUAAAGUUGCAUCGGUGAUUCAUUUGAAGGAGCCUCAAAUGUUGAGUGAAUCUUAA
Nicotiana tabacum (common tobacco) is the source of this 387-nucleotide messenger RNA. RefSeq lists its product as uncharacterized. The record is from RefSeq and is a predicted model, not a curated record. Lineage: Eukaryota; Viridiplantae; Streptophyta; Magnoliopsida; Solanales; Solanaceae.